AUGGCGACGCCCGGCGUCAUCAGCAAGCAAGGCGCCAAGGGCGAGGAGAGCGAGACCAUGCCCAUCAACGUCGGGGACAUGGUCUGGGUCCCUGGCCACGACGCGGUUUGGGAGCUCGCGUCCGUCAUGGCCAUCGGCGGGCUCAAGGUGACCGUGCGCAACCACCACCACAAGGUCGCGCAGGUCGACCGCGGCCUCGCGCUGCCCCAGAACCCGCGCGUGACGGACGACAUGACUGCGCUCUACUACAUCCACGAGCCCGGUGUUUUGCACAACCUCUCGGAGCGCUCGAAGCUCGACAACCAGCGACCGUACACGUUUAUGGCCAACGUGCUCAUUGCGGUCAACCCGCUGCGCCCGCUGGCGGACCCGCGCGUCUCGGAGAUCGUCAACAACACGAGUUGCCCGCCGCACCCGUACGCGAUCGCAGAAAUGGCCUACCAGCAAAUGGUCUACAACUCGACGCGCGAGAUGCCAACGAACCAGUCCGUUGUCAUUUCUGGCGAGUCGGGUGCCGGUAAGACCGAGUCGUCCAAGAUCGUGCUCAAGCACUUGACGACGCGUGGUGUCUUUGGCAAGAAGACGAACGCGGCCGAGGUUGAGACGUUCGUCAACAAGCGCCACGAGAACACCAACUCGCUCGACAACCGCCUCAUUGAGCAGAACCCGAUCCUCGAAGCCUUUGGCAACGCCAAGACGCUCCGCAACCACAACUCGAGUCGUUUCGGCAAGUUUAUGAAGCUCCAGUUCACGUCGGACGGCCUCUUCAAGCUCGCGGGUGCGUUCGUCGAGACGUACUUGCUCGAAAAGUCGCGCCUCGUGUACCAAGUCGAUGGCGAGCGCAACUUUCACAUCUUUUACCAGCUCCUCGCCGGCGCGUCGCCCGACCAGAAGCGCGACUUCCAGCUCACGCGCCCCGACGACUACCACUACCUCAACCAGAGCAACUGCUACACGGCCGAGGACACGGACGACAAGGCCAACUACGCGCAUGUCGUCAACGGUCUCUCGUGCGUCGGCCUUCCGGACGCCAAGCAAAACACGAUCUUUUCGGUCGUCGCGGGUCUCUUGCACAUGGGUAACAUUGAGUUUGACGAAGAGGACACGCCGGAAGGCGAGGCUGCGAUCGUGCAGUCGGCGGACGCGACCAAGGCGCUUGCGCUCUCGGCCAAGCUCCUCGGCGUCGACGACAAGGCGCUGCUCAAGGUCAUCACCGAGCGCGAGAUCAACGCCGUGUAUGCGCGUGACGCGAUCGCCAAGUCGGUCUACGGGCGUCUCUUUGACUGGAUCAUCCAGCAAGUCAACAAGUCGCUCGGCCAGGACCCGGCGCCCUUGCCGUACAUUGGCGUGCUCGAUAUCUUUGGGUUCGAGUCGUUCCAGCGCAACGACUUCGAGCAGCUCUUGAUCAACUACACGAACGAAGUGCUCCAGACGACGUUCAACAACCAAGUCUUUAUCGCGGAAAUGGAGCUCUACAAGCGCGAAGGCAUCUCGGUCGGCAAGAUUGACUGGCCGGACAACCGCGAGUGCGUCGAGCUCAUUGCGGGCAAGCCGUCCGGUAUCCUCCAGCUCCUCGACAACGAAGCCGCGAACCCCAAGCCGACGGACGCCAAGUUUCUCGCGAUGCUGCACCGCACGCACGACAAGAACGCGUUCUUCCCGCGCCCGCACCCAAAGGACAUGCAAGAGAUGUUUAUCGUGCGCCACUUUGCCGGCUGCGUCUCGUAUACGGUCGGCGCGUUCAUCGACAAGAACAACGACACGAUCCCCAAGGACAUGGCCGACCUCUUUCUGAGCUCGUCGAUGCCCGAGGUGCGCGAGCUCUUUGACGAGGAGGCGAACGAGGUCGUCAAGCCCGGGAAGAAGAAGCUGCUCAAGAGCGUCGCCGCCAAGUUUUCCAAGCAGAUGCAGGAGCUCGUCGACACGCUCGACGCGACGCGCUGCAACUUUAUCCGGUGCAUCAAGCCCAACGCGCUCAUGCGCAUGGGCCUCUUCGACCCGCGCUACGUGGUCGGCCAGCUGCGGUGCCAAGGUAUCAUGCAAACCGCCCAAGUGCUCAAGGUCGGUCUCCCGACCCGCGUCGCGUACUCGGAGCUCGUGAACGCGUACAAGAAGUUUAUGCCGCCGGACGCGCAGCGCCUCUUUGCGAACCAGAGCGACGCGACGCUCAUCACGGCGAUCCUCUGGGCGUUCCAAGUGCCCAUGGAAUCGUACAAGCUCGGUAUCACCAAGCUCUUCUUCAAGGCCGGCAAGAUUGCGAUCCUCGACUCGAUCCUCAAGAUCAACUGGGCCGUCGAUGGCCCGCACAUUGUGGGCCGCAUGAAGCUCUGGCUCGCGCGCCGCCGGUGGCGCGUCGCUCUUGCCAAGGUGCUCGCGCAGCUCGAGCUGCGCCGUCUCUUGCGCAAGAUCCAGUUCCGCAAGGACAGCGUGCGCAAGAUUCAGAUUUGGUGGCGCGGCUUCAACGUGCGCCACCAGUUCCUCAAGCAGAAGGCGUCGGCGAUCCUGAUCCAGGCGCACUUUGAGGCCAAGAAGCUCGAGAUGAUUGCACUCGCCAACGCCCGAGCUGCAGAGAGCCGUCGCCAGGCCGAAGAAGCCAAGCGCCAGCAGGAAGCCGCACAACGGGCAGCCGAGGAGGCGCGCCGCGCUGCUGACGCGGCGUUGCGCGAAGCCGAGCUCCGGGCCGUGGCCGAAGAGGAGCGCCGCCGCAUGGAAGACGACGCCAAGCGUGCCGAAGCCGAGGCAAUUUCGCUUGCUCGCGCCGCCGAAGCCGCCGUGCGUGAAGCCGAGGCGGCUGCGGCCGAGGCCGCGGCUGCUGUCGAGCAGGAGCGCCAGGCCGAGCGCCGCGCGAUGCAAGAAGCCCACGACCUCGAGCAGCGCAUGAUCCGCGAGCGCGAAGAGGCCAACAAGCGCAAGGAGCAGGCGCUACUGGAUGCGGCCGCCCUCAGCGCGAGCCUUCUCGGCGGUCUCGCGACGGUCAACGCGAUGUCGUCGACGCAGGGCUGCAACGUCAACGUGGUCGACAUCCCGGACAACAUUUCGGACGAGAACAAGGAGCAGCUCAAGCAGCUCAACGAGCUCCUCUUGAGCGGUGCGAUCGACCAGUCGGAGUACGAGGAGCUUGUCCCGUUCCUCUUGGAGCCGCCGCAGCCGCCGCAGGGUCCGGUCAUGACGCCGGAGGAAGCCGAGUCGCUCCAGCGCCUCUACUCGGCGCAGGCGGCCGGUAUCCAGAUCCGGUGCCCGGCCUGCGGGUCGUCCAACAACACGGCCAACGGCAACAACUGCAUGGAGUGCGGCUCGAUGCUCACGGCCGCGAGUGGUCCGCGCUCGAGCGCGGCCGACCACCGGUACUAUGGCUACCGCACGCGGUCCAUGUCGACGCUGGCGCUCUCGCAGCCGCCGGGCACGUUUAGCAUGGAAGGCACGCGCAUUUUGAUCCACGACGGCUACUUCCAGUGCGGCCUCCAUGGCACGCAGAUGCUCCAGGACGAAAACUAUGCCGAGUACACGGUGUACGUGUUGCGCUGCGGGUGGCAGCCGAAGGACGCGCCGCAGCCCACGUACUGGCUCGUCUCGCACCGCUUUAGCGUCUUUGAGAAGCUGCACAAGGACCUCAAGCACAAGAUCCCGCCGACCGUCGGAUCGCUCCCGCUCUUCCCGAAGAAGCACCGUCUCGGCGGCGUCUUUGCGGGCCGCACGGGCAACUCGAACGAAAUCGUCGAGGAGCGCAAGGCCGGCCUCGAGCGCUACAUGAAGGAAGUGCUCGACUUGUGUGCUCGCCUCCCCAACACGCUUGCCGUGCCGGAGCUCGACCGGUUCCUCAACCUCUCGCGCCAGGUGCAGCAGAUCCAGCGCCAGAACGCGACGGUCAUGUCGUCGGGUAUGUCGGGCGAAUACCUCGACUCGCCGACCAACUCGAACGUCGUUGGCGCCGAGGCCCUCGCGGCCCGCGAGCGCGCGCGCCUCCCGACAGAGCUCCCGACGCCGCUGGACGAAGAGGAGCUCAUGCAAACCGAGCAAGCGGUCGCUGUGCUCUUGGGUGCGAUCCGCAGCGCCCAGGGCGACCUGCGGCGCAACUCGGAGGUGCAGCAUUUGCUCAAGGUCUGCGUGCAGCUCCAGCCGCGUCUGCAAAUGUCGGCCAACCUCGACAACCCGUUUGCCAACGUCGAGCUCAUCCCGCGCGCGAUGCAGUGCCAAGAAGACUUGGAGAUGACCAUUGGAUUGUACAAUGACUCGUUGCUCGCCGUCACGGAAACCUACACCAUCUCGGGUGCACCCGCGCCGCCCGCGCCGUUUGUGCCGGGCCAAACCAACUCGUACCAACGGUCGUACGGGUACUAAGCCCUAUGCAUCCAUCGUGCUCGUGUCUACGUUUUUAAUAUACGCAUGUAGCCACUCUCUCGUCCCCAUGUAAUACUAGGUAGUUUAGCAGAAGAAUCCCAUCUUGGCGAG
This is a messenger RNA of Saprolegnia parasitica CBS 223.65, 4449 nucleotides long. RefSeq lists its product as hypothetical. Gene Ontology annotation, cellular component: actin cytoskeleton; cytoplasm; myosin complex. Gene Ontology annotation, molecular function: ATP binding; microfilament motor activity; phosphatidylinositol binding. Bases 1 to 4338 code for a protein of 1445 amino acids. Gene Ontology annotation, biological process: actin filament organization; vesicle transport along actin filament. NCBI's taxonomy places the organism in Eukaryota, Oomycota, Saprolegniomycetes, Saprolegniales, Saprolegniaceae. The transcript has 4 exons. The record is from RefSeq and is a predicted model, not a curated record.